AUGGACGAAAUCCCUCCAGAGCAAGAAGUCAAUGCCGAGUUUGAUCCGGACCAAUGCGCUCUCCUACACAAUGAGCUCCUUGCCAGGGCAGUUAGUCACAUUCCUAACGCCGCUGAGAAUAUGCAACAGAACUGCAUCCAGAUAGCUCUUGAGAAUCCUCCGGGUUGGGCGGACACGGAUGCAUUACAGAAAGACGAUAUUGUUCGUUUCUUCUCCCAGCUGAAUGUUUAUGAUCCACGGCACGCUCCAUUCACAGGCGAGUUUAGACAGCCUGAUGCAGUAGCAUUCUGGAACCGAACAUACGGAGAGAUGAGCGAUCCAGACAUCAUAUUACUCUACCCCACCGCAUUUGAUAUCCAGCAGGAUGCAGGCCUAUUUCUUGACCUUUUCACCAAACGAGUGACUUACGGCAAUUUGGAAUGUAGCAGCCUUCCUGCGAGCGAUUCUGAGUCAUGGGUGCCGCUUGAGUUUGCGCUUCUAAAAUUAUUGGAGAUGUGGGAUCGUGGAAAAUACUAUUGGAUGGACGACAGUAGAACUUCAAUAUUGAUACGGGGGUUUACACCCGGAGAUCUGGAAGAAACCCUUUCCACUUGGGAGGGCUUACUGGAAACUAUCCAAAGCCGCCUUGAUGAUUCGGGCGAAGACAAUUAUCGCGAUCCCCUGCCCACCAGUCUGGUAGAUCAAUUUCGGAUAAGCCCCUUUGCUAAAGCCUUUCUUACGCGGGCCAAGCAGCCAAAUUUCACUUUCGUUGCGCCGUGCAUUACGGCCUUUACAGAUGAAAGAUUUGAAGCCAUCAUGAGUUCGGAGCUUCCUGAUUCGGAACGAAGUCAGUUCAUCAAGAGAUUUCCCGAUGAGCCAGACCUAUACCCUUCACUCAUUCUUCCACUUGCCGAUGGAUCACUGAGGCUUCGAACUCCUUUCAACAUUCGCGAGCGACAUUUGGAGAGGCUCACAAUUUCGCUCCUUCCCGGACUGUACACGGCAAUUGACGAUAAGUUUGCGGACACGAUUCAGCUUGUGACAGCCCAAGCAACUGACAGGGAUAUGGCUCAUAAAGUUCAAAGACCGUGGGGAAUCGGGAGGGCGCCGCGGUUCGCAGAAGUAUUUGAGGUUUGGGCUGGUUAUGUUGUUGAUGGAAUAUGGGAGGUCGGCGCUGACGGGGUUUCAACUGGCCAUGAGUGGUUUACCGACGUCGAGACUAAAGCAUAUCGUGAGUUGCACUUCUUGGAAGACUCCAUGUAG
This is a messenger RNA of Clonostachys byssicola, 1242 nucleotides long. The record is from the annotation of a GenBank genome assembly. NCBI's taxonomy places the organism in Eukaryota, Fungi, Ascomycota, Sordariomycetes, Hypocreales, Bionectriaceae.